Messenger RNA from Stegodyphus dumicola, 2899 nucleotides. RefSeq lists its product as uncharacterized. The record is from RefSeq and is a predicted model, not a curated record. NCBI's taxonomy places the organism in Eukaryota, Metazoa, Arthropoda, Arachnida, Araneae, Eresidae.
AGAUAGUGAAGCUACCCUUGUUUCUAGUUGAAACCAAGCGAAAUGAUGAUGGAAAGAAGAUUUGGAAUUUGGAAAAACUUCGAGGACUUGAUGUCGUAGUCAGACAGUACAAGAAGAAGCCUGGACCUGUGCAGUGUCACAGGUGCCAGCGUUAUGGACACUCAAGAGAGCACUGCCAUUACAGAGCCCGCUGCAUGAAAUGUGCAGGCUGGCAUGAAACGUUCACGUGCAAAACUCCCAAGGAGAAACUACCGGCGCGCUGUGCGCUCUGUGAUGGAAGUCAUGUCUCGUCGUACAAGGGAUGUGAAAAGUAUCCUAAAAUCCAAAGAAAUGAACCCCAACUCUCAGCGAAAGAGCAGGAAGCUAGAUUUAAUUUGAAUAAAGAUGACUUCCCCACCUUGCCGGGUGGAAAAACUGACGAAAACGCCAAAACUUGGCCCAGUUGGGCGAAAGGCGGAAAACCUGAAGAGAACAUAUUUGAUUGGUUCAAAAAGCAGCUUUGCAAAGUGAAGGAACUUUUUACGAAGUUUAAGUCAGCAAAGUCCCUAAUGGGUAAAAUUGAAGUCGGCAUGGAAGCCAUCGAAUACAUUUCAAAUAUUGAAUAUGAGUUCUAAUAACCAUGCUCACGUGACAAAUCUGAUCGAUGCGACGCAUUCUUACUUAAGGAUAUCCCUUUUCAAUGCAAAUGGUGUUUACUACAAGAAACUUGAAUUAAUGGACUUUUUAUCGGCUCAUGAUAUUGACAUUAUGUUGAUAAGUGAGACUCAUCUCAAGCCUUGUGAUAAGUUCAAAAUCCCAGGUUAUAGCGUUAUUAGAAGCGAUAGGCUCAGGACUACCCGCGGAGGUACUGCAGUUGUGAUCAAGAAUCACAUUAAAUUCAACACUAUCAAGCUCCCGACGACGACGAGAUUAGAAUACACUGCAAUUCUUGCUAGCAGUACGACCAAUGAGAAUUACCUUAUAGUAGCAGCGUACAACCCCCCGCAGGAUAUCAACUUACAGGACUUAGACAUCAUAAUGUCGACGAAUUUCCCUACCAUACUUGCGGGUGAUCUAAAUGCAAAAGAUCGCUCCUGGGGAGCCAGGAUGGAAGUCAAGAAAGAACUGUCGUCAGACCACUAUCCAGUAGUGUUUGAUUUUCACGGCUUUUACCCUGACCCUCCAAGGAAACGCACUAAAGUGAAUUGGACCAGCUUUACAGAUAAACUACGGAACAUGCCUUGUAAUCCCCAUCUGAGAGACAGCGGGGAAAUUGAAAGUGAAAUUUAUUCGCUGACUUCCAAAAUUCAAAAUGCGAUUAAGAGUUCUUCGUAUGCUUGCAGAGAUACCUUGAGGAAUAAACUCCCUGAAGAUAUAUCUCGCGACAUAAAGGAAAGAAAUAGAAUUAGGAAAAGGUUUAAUGUUACGCAAGACCCUUCACUUAAAAGGACUAUAAACUACCUCAACAGGAAAAUUCAGGCCGGCAUCAUGGAAUUCAGGUCAAGUAAUUGGGAUAAUCUUUUAGAGCAUUUUAGCACUGAUACAAGCUCUAUGUGGAAAAUUGUGAAUGCGAUGAAAAAAGAUAGGACGUAUCACAUUGCUCCAAUUAGUCACAUGGGAUCCACCCACUAUUCUGAAGAAGACAUAGCCAAUGUCCUUCUUCCGGCUAUCGGAAAAAUAUUUGAGAAAGCUUUAAACAACAGAAUUACAGACCACCUAGAAAGAUUGGAUCUGAUAGACCCGGCCCAAUUUGGUUUCCGGAAACACCACAGUACAACCCAUCAAGUACUAAAUAUCGUUGAGAUUAUCACGAGAGCUUUUUUCCACAAGACUGGUGUGGCAGCAUGCUUCAUAGACCUUGAGAAGGCCUUCGACAAGGUCUGGCACGAAGGACUGAUUUACAAGCUAAAUAACUUUCUUUUUCCUGUCAGCCUUGUGAAGUUAAUCAUCUCAUACCUAAAAAGAAGAACCUUCCAGGUGAGAGUUGGAGACUCCCUUUCCGGAAGGAAAAUCAUUGCCAGCGGCGUCCCGCAAGGGUCUGUUAUUGGCCCAAAAUUAUUCAACAUUUUCGUUAAUGAUUUACCCAACCCACUGAAUGCUAAAACCCUGAAAUAUGCAGACGACACGGUGAUUUUAUCGGAAUCUAAAAGCCCCCAACUUGCUCUUACUAACCUACAGUUUCACAUCAACAUAGUAGCUGCUUGGUGUCAACUUUGGAGAAUUAAAAUUAAUACCGCGAAAUGUAAAAUUGUCCAAUUCCGUCGCUACAGAAGAAAUGUCACUACGAACACGGAUAUCAAGAUAGAGAAUGAUGUGAUUCCAGUUUGCUCGUCCGCAAAGUACUUGGGAGUUACCCUAGAUGAUAGGCUCACCUUCAAAGAGCACGUAACCAACCAAGUAAAUAAAGCAAACGGAGUUUUCAUGUCGCUUUAUACUGUUAUAGGUAGGAAAUCGAAAUUGAGCUUAAAAGCUAAACGCAUGAUCUAUCUCACUAUGAUUAGGCCAGUUAUGCUCUACGCCGCCCCAGCGUGGGCAAUUGCCAAUAAGACGGAUAGGAGAAAACUAGAAGUCCUUCAAAACAAAAUUUUGAGAGCCAUCACUAACGCGCCCUGGUUUGUACGAAAUAGCAUCAUUCAUGCAGACUUGAAAAUAAAGCCCAUUCCUGAACAAAUCCUCAUGGAGGCGCACAACUUCUUCGAAAAAAUGGAUAAUUCUCCAGUGCACACGCUAAGAGAACUCGGUAAUUAUGACCCUACGGUGGACAGCGUGGUGAAGAGACCUCGGUCAAUUCACCAUAAUGCGCGGUGGUGAUGUAAAUAUGUAAAUAGUGUACAUAUGAAGUUGUGUUUUGUGCUCUAUCUAACCUUAUUUAACCAAGUACUGUGUUACUGCCAAAAUUGGCUAUUUGCCUGGAAGCAGG